Brenthis ino (lesser marbled fritillary) is the source of this 1221-nucleotide messenger RNA. The record is from the annotation of a GenBank genome assembly. Lineage: Eukaryota; Metazoa; Arthropoda; Insecta; Lepidoptera; Nymphalidae.
AUGACAAUUGACAAAGCGUCUAUCACGAUCACGAACCAUGGUGGUAACAUGGUGCAACGUAAAAUGGAUUGGAGAAUUGUUUGGAAUCACUAUAAGCAAACUUGGUUUACUACUCUUCUUAGCCUGAUCUUAUUCUCAGGAGUUACCUAUUUCCUUAUAUGGUCUGAGUGCCAAACAAUACAAAGUAAUCUUAUGUUAGAGGAAGUGGUUUCUGUGGCAGAGAGUAUAGAUGUACACACAGGCGAUGAAGCUGAGAGAUAUGAAGGGAGGGUUGUGCACAUUGUGGGACCACUCAGGAUUCUAGAGCCUAUUUCUGAACCUGAUUACAAUAUACAUGUACAAGCUGUUAAGUUGAGAAAAAGAGUUCAAAUGUAUCAGUGGAUUGAAGAAACUACGGAAACUGAAAAUUUCCUGAGUGAGCCAGCAGAAGAAUCUCAGAAAACAUAUUGGUAUCAUAAAGAUUGGAGAGAUUAUGUGGUAGACUCUGCAUUGUUUUACAUAAGGCCUGGACACCAUAAUCCUACAUCUAUGCCACUGUUUAGUGAAACACAUAUAGCUGAAAAUGUUAAAAUUGGAUGGAUGAGUUUAGGGUUAGAUGUAAAACGAAAAGUAAAUGACUAUUAUGAAAUUUGGUCAGAUACUAGGCCUGAUCGUAGUGAUAUUAAGUUGCAUUCUGGAUUCUACUACCACGGGAACAGCGCAUUGGAACAUGAAAUAGGUGAUCUUCGAAUUCAUUUCUCUUAUGCAGGACGGGAGGAUGACAUUUACACAGCAGUUGGUGUAGUUGAAAGGGGUGUCCUCCAGCCAUAUAGUCCACAGAGCUUCCCCACAGCAGAUCCUGUCUCACUCAUGAGGAAAGGUUCAUACAGUUUGAAACAAUUGUAUGAUCUGGAAAAACGAGAUGCAAACACACAUACUUGGAAGUACAGGAUGUUGGGAUUUGUUCAAGUGUUUGCAUCUGCUAUGACCCUGCAUCCUGAGUGGUUGACUUUGCUUUUACAGUGUCACUGGGUGUCAAAUAAUUUAAGGCGUUGUACGAGAGUUUGGGCUAACUUGGUCUUGUCUUUCUCGUACACAUUGUUCGUCAUAUCAUUACCAUGGUUUCUCCAAAAGCCAUCCUUUGGGGCAGUGGUCCUAGCCGGUGCAAUCCUGCCCAUACUACACUACUCCACUAUCCUGUCCCGCGAGCAGGGCGAGCGCUACACGCGGUGGGAGGACCGC